This is a messenger RNA of Babesia bovis T2Bo, 529 nucleotides long. Its product is annotated as Ribosomal_S19 superfamily protein. Bases 56 to 499 code for a protein of 147 amino acids. Gene Ontology annotation, biological process: translation; ribosomal small subunit assembly. The transcript is spliced from 3 exons. NCBI's taxonomy places the organism in Eukaryota, Apicomplexa, Aconoidasida, Piroplasmida, Babesiidae. Gene Ontology annotation, cellular component: cytosolic small ribosomal subunit; ribosome. Gene Ontology annotation, molecular function: structural constituent of ribosome. The record is from RefSeq and is a predicted model, not a curated record.
UUACACAUAGACUAUCGGCCUACAUAUCUUCUGUUGUUUAUUACAUGAUAUAACAAUGGCGGACCAAGCUGCACAAGGCAACAGAAAAAGAACCUUCAGAACCUUCAAGUUCAGGGGCUAUGAACUGGAAAAACUCUUGGAAAUGCCUAUGGAAAAUUUUGUCGGUUUGUUAAAGUCUAGGCAGAGGAGGAGGUUCUCCAGAGGUAUCAAAACCAGAAUCCGCACACUUCUUAAGAAGCUUAAGGCUGCCAAGAAGGACCUUGCAUACGGAGAAAAGCCAGAACCAGUUAAGACCCACCUUAGGGACACUAUCAUUAUCCCUGAAAUGAUCGGAUCGAUUGUUGGAGUCUACAAUGGCAAGCAAUACAUCAACGUUGAAAUUAAGCCUGAGAUGGUGGGCCACUACGUUGGAGAGUUCUCCAUUACCUACAAACCCGUCAUGCACGGAAAACCAGGUAUUGGAUCGACACACUCAUCCAGGUUCAUUCCACUCAAGUGAACAUAUGUUCAAUCGAUACAAAUAGCACUA